Molecule: messenger RNA, 2997 nt
Organism: Carassius auratus (goldfish)
Lineage: Eukaryota; Metazoa; Chordata; Actinopteri; Cypriniformes; Cyprinidae
Product: hepatocyte cell adhesion molecule-like
Exons: 6
Coding region: 181-1098 (305 amino acids)
Source: RefSeq, a predicted model, not a curated record
CCUCACCAUGGCCGCCUACUGUCUAAAAGUCAUCUCAGACGAGCUUGUAUAUUCACACUUCCUAGAGAGCUUCACUGAGCUACUGUACAACAGACCAGCAGCAUCUUCAGCUCUUUCUAGCUUUAUUACGAAACGUUCAGUGUUUAUUAUGAAUUUUAUGUUCUUGUAGCCUACAUUUGUAUGUGCGUGUGUUUAAAUUGCAGCCAUUACAAAAUUAGGAACUGUUGCCAACUGAAAUCAUUCAGCGAAAUAGCAAAGAAAAUAUUUGACAUGUUUAUACUCUUCUGUCUGAGCUUAUGGAGUGGUGUGUUUGGUGAUGAUGCAGUGAAGUCAGAGUCAGUGAUGGAGGGAGAAUCAGUCACGCUAAACCUUGAUGUUAAUACAACUAAUGAGCUACGGUGGAGCUUUAUACACAACAACAACAAGAUUCUCAUCGCUAUUAUCGACAGACAGAAUGAAAAGAGACCCGUUUAUGAUGAUGUUCUUGGUGGGAGAUUCAAAGGCAGACUGAAGCUGGAUCAGACUGGAUCUCUGAUCAUCACAAACACCAGAACCACACACUCUGGACUUUAUACAGUCACCAGCAGCAGAUCAGAGAUGCCACUAAACACAUUCAGUCUCACUGUUUACGCUCCUCUGCCUGUUCCUGUCAUCAGCAGAGACUCUUCUCAAAAUUCAUCAUCAUCAUCAUCCUCAUCUUCAUCAUCAUGUUCAUUUCUGUGUUCAGUGUUGAAUGUGAGUGAUGUGACUCUCUCCUGGUACAAAGGAAACAGUUUAUUGUCCAGCAUCAGUGUGUCUGAUCUCAGCAGAAAUCUUUCUUUACAUCUGGAGUGUCUGGAUGAUUUCUACAGCUGUGUGGUGAACAAUCCCAUCAGAAACCAGACCACACAUCUCAACACUGAACUCUGUCAGACAUGUUCAGACUCUGUAUCUCUGAUAGUGUUGAUCUCUGCUGCUGUUGCUGCUGGUUUUCUGUUGAUUGUAGCUGCUGUCGGGAUCUUCUGCAUCUGCAAGAAAAACAGAAAAACAGACCAAGAAGUUCAGACGGGUGACAGAGAGAUCACUUCUGCUGAUCCAACAUUUUACAAAAAGACAUAAAUCAGAUUUACACAAGCUUCAGUCUGGAUCCAGAACACCUGAGAAGAGAUGAUUCUGACCCUCAGAGGACCCCAGAUAAUGCUAACCCUGAAUCAAUGAUGCUAACCCUGAAUCAACAAACGGAACUAACAAAUAUUGAUACAAGUUUGACUGCAUCAUAUUAUAAUUGCUGAUAAUAAUGUUCAUCGUCUGGCUGACUACAUCUUGUAUUAAUUGUUCGGAAAAAUCCUGUCACAUGCACACAAACUGACAGUCACCACUUAUAACCUACUAUAUAUUGUAGAAAUGUAAUUAUCUGUAAAGUUGCUUUGUAACUAUUUGCAUCGUAAAAAGUGCUCUACAAAUAAACUUGAAUUGAAUUGAACUAAGAUAAUGAGAAAAUUAUGUCGUUACAACGAGAAAACAAGAAGGAAAAAAUAAUUAUGCUUAGAACUUCCGUACAUAUUCAAUUUUAUAAUGAAAAAGUAAACGCUGAUAUGCAUCUGUAUUUCAUAUUUAUAUUUUUCAUUUAUUUAACCUGUUUCUGUAGUAUGUUAAAUAAACAUGCUUUGAUAUAUUCUUUAAAUAUAUUCUUUAGGCCUCUUUCCUCAUCUGAGUAUCAAAGAGUAGCAAACAUUGCAUCAUAAGCAUUUGUACCAUCAUUCGUCUCUUGCUUUAUAAAUUCUGAAAUCUAAUAUAACAAAUGUUAAAACUAUUGAAAUCUCAAAUAUAAAAAGUGUUUAUUCAGAAUAAAGUGUCUAGCUUUCACAUGAGCACUCAAAAAGACCAAUCUAACCAUUGAGAAUAGAGAUCUAUACAGGAUGAGCCUCUGGAAAUAACAUCCACUGCUUCUUAUGAUAUAAAACAAAAUCCUUUCUAUUUAUAUGUGUAUAUAUAAGUUUUAUUUUAAUUACUUAGAUAUAUAUCAUGAGUUUGCACAGUGUAGUUCAUCAUGACUAUUUAACACAUUCUUUUUAUAUAUUCAUGUCUAUUCAUGUCUGAUCAAGUAUCUCCAUUGUCCUUCAGUGUUUUUUAUUGUAUUUUAUUUUUUUCACUUUUGUUGAGUUUUGGUCCAGUGGUUUUCUGCUCUCCACAAACCACAGUGAAACACCACUGAGCAAUAAACCACCGACAUCAGCUCCAUCAGUCACUGAAUCACCACAAGAAACAAUUUCAGCAAGAGAUCUGAAUCUGAAUACUUUACAAGAACAAAACAUACAUUUUGUACAAAUCUUCUGGAAUAUUAUGUACCAGUGCACAUGUACUGUGUCUGGCAACAGACUGUCGCCUUAGGAUAUAAGUGAAAUCCAAUUUCACAGUAAUGUACCAAAUGACAUCAUGAAGGUUUCCACUGGGAGACAUUAGCAGGACACAUGGAGCGAGCUUCCACUGCUAUGUUGAUCAUAAUUGGCCAAUUAACAUACCAGUUCUCCAAACUAAUAGACUGCAAAGAUGAUAUCAAAAGCUUGAUGUCUAGUCAUUUACUUAAUUCAGGCCAAAAAAAUCCAAAAACAACAAUUUGACCAAAUGUAAUGUAUGAAACCCAUCUACAAUAGUCAUUUGAAAGACACAUUUCUAGUACUUGCAAAACAGCACUCUUCCACGGAUUACUGUUUGAAACAACACUGAAACAACAUCUCGUGCUAAAUGGUUAUAAGUAGGUUAAGAAUAUUAUUAGAAGUCAUUGUUGAAAUAGUAAAUCUCAAUCUCCUUUGACCUUUCGUAGGCUAAACAUUUGACCUUUCAUAAGCUAAACAUUUAGGACUCAGAGGUUCUACCGUCAAUUCUUGAAAAUUAUGCAAACAGUUCUUUGCUACCAUGCUCUUUAUACACAUUAGGAUCUCUGAUUUGAUUCUUAGGUCAGUUUUUGUCCACUAGAGGAAAGAAAUGAUCUGCUCAGAUGUUCUCCAUGAUUCACAC